Molecule: messenger RNA, 1914 nt
Organism: Saimiri boliviensis boliviensis (Bolivian squirrel monkey)
Lineage: Eukaryota; Metazoa; Chordata; Mammalia; Primates; Cebidae
Gene: ERO1A
Product: endoplasmic reticulum oxidoreductase 1 alpha
Biological process (GO): protein folding in endoplasmic reticulum
Cellular component (GO): endoplasmic reticulum membrane; endoplasmic reticulum
Molecular function (GO): protein-disulfide reductase activity; thiol oxidase activity; FAD binding
Source: RefSeq, a predicted model, not a curated record
GAACCGGUCCGAGGCCCCGGGCGGCCGGCGCGGGCGCCGCGGCACGUCCGCAGGCUGGGUCGCGAGGUGGCGACCGCUGAGAGGCGGGAGGGCCGAGGCGGGCCUGGGAGGCGGCCCGGAGGUGGGGCGCCGCCGGGGCCGGCCCGCGCGGGCUUCAUCUGAGGGCGCACGGCCUGCGGCCGAGCGUGCGGACUCCCAGGCGUGAAGCGACGAGCGGCUGCCGGAGCGGCUAUGGGCCGCGGCUGGGGAUUCCUGAUUGGCCUCCUGGGCGCCCUGUGGCUGCUCGGCUCCGGCCACGGCGAGCAACAGCCCCCAGAGACCGCGGCGCAGAGGUGCUUCUGCCAGGUUAGUGGUUACUUGGAUGAUUGUACCUGUGAUGUUGAAACCAUUGAUAGAUUUAAUAACUACAGGCUUUUCCCAAGACUACAAAAACUUCUUGAAAGCGACUACUUUAGAUAUUACAAGGUAAACCUGAAGAGGCCGUGUCCUUUCUGGAAUGACAUCAGCCAGUGUGGAAGAAGGGACUGUGCUGUCAAACCAUGUCAAUCUGAUGAAGUUCCUGUUGGAAUUAAAUCUGCAAGCUACAAGUAUUCUGAAGAAGCCAACAAUCUCAUUGAAGAAUGUGAACAAGCUGAACGACUUGGAGCAGUGGAUGAAUCUCUGAGUGAGGAAACACAGAAGGCUGUUCUUCAGUGGACCAAGCAUGAUGAUUCUUCAGAUAACUUCUGUGAAGCUGAUGACAUUCAGUCCCCUGAUGCUGAAUAUGUAGAUUUGCUUCUUAAUCCUGAGCGCUACACCGGUUACAAGGGACCAGAUGCUUGGAAAAUAUGGAAUGUCAUCUAUGAAGAAAACUGUUUUAAGCCACAGACAAUUAAAAGACCUUUAAAUCCUUUGGCUUCUGGUCAAGGGAAAAGUGAAGAGAACACUUUUUACAGUUGGCUAGAAGGCCUCUGUGUAGAAAAAAGAGCAUUCUACAGACUUAUAUCUGGCCUACAUGCAAGCAUUAAUGUGCAUUUGAGUGCAAGGUAUCUUUUACAAGAGACCUGGUUAGAAAAGAAAUGGGGACACAACAUUACGGAAUUUCAACAGCGAUUUGAUGGAAUUUUGACUGAAGGAGAAGGUCCAAGAAGGCUUAAGAACUUAUACUUUCUCUACUUAAUAGAACUAAGGGCUUUAUCCAAAGUGUUACCAUUCUUCGAGCGCCCAGAUUUUCAGCUCUUUACUGGAAAUAAAAUUCAGGAUGAGGAAAACAAAAUGUUACUUCUGGAAAUACUUCAUGAAAUCAAGUCAUUUCCUUUGCAUUUUGAUGAAAAUUCAUUUUUUGCUGGGGAUAAAAAGGAAGCACAUAAACUAAAGGAGGACUUUCGACUGCAUUUUAGAAAUAUUUCAAGAAUCAUGGAUUGUGUUGGUUGUUUUAAAUGUCGUCUGUGGGGAAAGCUUCAGACUCAGGGUUUGGGCACUGCUCUAAAGAUCUUGUUUUCCGAGAAAUUGAUAGCAAAUAUGCCAGAAAGUGGACCCAGUUAUGAAUUCCAUCUAACCAGACAAGAAAUAGUAUCAUUAUUCAAUGCAUUUGGAAGAAUUUCUACAAGUGUGAAAGAAUUAGAAAACUUCAGGAACUUGUUACAAAAUAUUCAUUAAAGAAAACAAGCUGAAAUGUGCCUGUUUCUGGACAAUGGAGGCCAAAGAGUGGAAUUUUAUUCAAAGGCAUAAUAGCAAUGACAGUCUUAAGCCAAACAUUUUAUAUAAAGUUGCUUUUGUAAAGGAGAAUUACAUUGUUUUAAGUAAACAAAUUUUUAAAAAUUACGUUAAGUCUAUGUAUAAUAUGACUGUGAGUAAAAGUAAUACUUUGAUAAUGUGGUACAAAUUUUAAAGUUUAAUAUUGAAUAAAAGGAGAAUUAUCGGAUUCGUAUAUGA